AUGGAACACAUCGAGAAUAUCACAAACUUUGUCAGAUUGGCUGCUGAUGAUAACUCUGGAUCUUUACCAGGCUCAUUAUUCAUCGACGCAUCGAAAAAUAAGAGAAUUUCUGGGUAUCUCGCCCUCUCCCUAAGCCUGAUUAUCCUGGUCCUUUUGGUCAUUCCUUCGCUUAAGACAUCUGGGAAUGCACUGGUAGAUGCUCCGGUUAUUGGCAGCAAAUGGCCGUGGUUCAAUCGGUUGGAAUUUCUAAGAGAUGCAAACACGCCUAUCCGAGAAGGCUACCGGAAAUUCAAAUCUGGGAUCUUCAAGGUUAUAGGCAACGAGAUCUUAGUAAUCCCUAAUAAGUACGUGGAUGAGUUACGCAGUCUGCCUGAACAUAAGCUCAGUUCCAUCGUUGCGAAUAUCGAUAACUUUCAGGGCGCCUUUUCAACCAUUGACAUCUUGCUUGAAGGCGACUUGCACACACAUACAAUACAGACGAGAUUAACGCCCAAGCUGGGCACAUUCAUCCAGCCAAUCUGCAAAGAGAUUCGAAAAUCCCUUCCAGUCGAACUCGCCUCUUCUGAGACUCAAUGGGCAAAGCACAAAGCAUUCGAUGUUAUUGUCAGACUCAUUGCCCGGAACUUUGCGCGCACAGCCGUCGCACCCAUGUAUGACAAUCCGGAGUGGCUCGCCAUCAACGUGAAGUAUCCCGAAAACGUCUUCAAAUGUGUCAUCUUGAUGAGACUAGUCCCCAACUACCUGAAAGGCCUCGCAGCAUGGGUGAUCCCUUGGACCUGGAAAGUGUCCUGGAAUCUCCGUGGAGCGCUAAGACUUGUGGUUCCGAUUGUCGAAGAACGGCAGGCUGCCUUGGCUCGCCAUAUCCAGGACCCGUCAAGCACUUAUGAGCCGCCGAAUGAUCUUUUGCAGUGGAUGAUGGAAGAAGCGACAUCUCCUCGCGACGCGCGCCCGGAUAAGCUGGUGCAUAGACUUCUAGUAUUGGCAAUGGCGUCGGUACAUACCACAAGUAUGGCAUGCGCUCAGGCGUUCUUCGAUCUCUGUGAGCAUCCUGAGUAUUUGGAAGACCUUCGCGAGGAGAUCCUAGGCGCACUGAGAACAGAUAAUGGAUGGAAGAAAACAACAUUGACGCGGAUGCGCAAACUUGAUAGCUUCAUGCGAGAAAGCCAGCGUUUGAACCCACCAAGUCUGACCGGUUUCAAACGACAGGUCAUGGAGCCUAUGACAUUAUCCGAUGGUUUGUUCCUCCCAAAAGGAGUUCAUCUCGUCAUGCCCAUAGUCCCUAUCGCUCAAGACGAGUCGGUCACAGGAUACCCGCUCGAGUUCGACGGCUUCAGACAUUAUCGCAGACGAGAUGAGCCUGGAAAUGCGCACAAGUAUCAGUUUGCCACGACCGACAAGGACAACAUGCACUUUGGCCAUGGGAAAUUUAGCUGUCCAGGCAGAUUUUUCGCCUCAAACACUAUCAAGAUUAUAUUGGCACAUCUGAUUCUCCACUAUGACUUCAGAUACCCUGAAGGCCAAGGACGACCCAAGAAUGUAUGUCUACAUGAAUACAUAUUCCCUGACCCUGAAGCGCAAGUGGAAUUUCGAAGGAAGACCCUCGAAGACCCGGAUAUCGUAGCAUUCGAAGUCUAA
Pseudovirgaria hyperparasitica is the source of this 1635-nucleotide messenger RNA. Its product is annotated as putative cytochrome P450. The transcript has 5 exons. The coding region runs from base 1 to 1635 and encodes 544 amino acids. The record is from RefSeq and is a predicted model, not a curated record. NCBI's taxonomy places the organism in Eukaryota, Fungi, Ascomycota, Dothideomycetes, Acrospermales, Acrospermaceae. Gene Ontology annotation, molecular function: monooxygenase activity; heme binding; iron ion binding.